This is a messenger RNA of Sinocyclocheilus anshuiensis, 5152 nucleotides long. It is a transcript of the gene phlpp1, whose product is annotated as PH domain and leucine rich repeat protein phosphatase 1. Gene Ontology annotation, cellular component: cytoplasm. The transcript is spliced from 17 exons. The record is from RefSeq and is a predicted model, not a curated record. Lineage: Eukaryota; Metazoa; Chordata; Actinopteri; Cypriniformes; Cyprinidae. Gene Ontology annotation, molecular function: protein binding. The annotation marks the transcript as partial.
ACCUGUGCUGAUGGUCGUGCUGUAAAGUGGGCUGCAGUGCUCCAUGCCGCGUACCGUGGGGUCCUGACCCACAUACUGCUGCUGCUUUUGGGAAAACCUCACAGCAUCGAGAGCUCCGAGCGCAUCCAGCUCUCUGGAACGUAUAACGUAAGGAAAGGAAAGCUGCAGCUGCCAGUGAACCGCUGGAGUCGACGGCAGGUGAUUUUAUGUGGCACUUGCCUGAUGGUGUCCUCAGUGAAGGCCAGCCAUACGGGCAAGAUGCACAUUCUGCCACUGAUCGGAGGAAAGGUGGAAGAGGUGAAGAAACACAGUCACUGUUUGGCCUUCAGCUCGGCGGGACCUCAGAGUCAGACCUACUACAUCAGCUUCGACAGCUUCACCGAACACCUGCGCUGGCACCGGCAGGCAGCUAAGGUGGUGUCUCAGAGGAUCAGCUCGGUGGAUCUGUCCUGCUGUAGUCUGGAGAAGCUGCCGUCUAAUCUGCUGUACAGUCAGGAUCUGACGCACCUCAACCUCAAGCACAACUUCCUUCCUGCUGACCAGACGCUGCUGCAGCUGCAGAGAUUCUCCCGCCUGCGGAGCCUCAAUCUCUCUCAUAAUCAGCUGCGGAGUUUCCCGCUGCACAUCUGCUCCAUCAGCACACUGACGGAGGUCAACCUCAGCUGCAACCUCCUGACCUCCAUCCACCCCGACCUGGCCAACAUGAGCCAUCUGCAGACGCUGGUUCUGGACGGGAACCUGCUGUCUGCUCUCCCAGUGGAGCUGGGUCGUCUGCAGCGGCUGGUCUAUCUGGGUCUGUCCUUCAAUGAGUUCACACAGGUGCCGUCGGUGCUGGAGCAGCUGCCCGCUGUCGAGAGGCUCUGCAUGGCUGGGAAUAAAGUGUGUGUGCUGACGCUGCAGGCCUUCCAUCUGCUGACGCUCAAACACAUCGACCUGCGUCUGAAUCAGAUCUCGGCUGUGCUGCCAGACGAGCCAGAGUUUCUGCGUCACGUGACGCAGCUGGAUGUGAGAGACAACCGUCUGAGCGAGCUGGACGCGUCUGUCUUCCCGCGGCUGGAGGUGCUGCACUGUCAGAGGAACCGCAUCACACGUCUGCGUCUGCGCGGCUGCGCGCUCAAAGCUCUCUACGCCUCCAGCAACGAGCUGCAAGAGCUGCACAUGAGUCCUGUGGCCUCCAGCCUCACAUACCUGGACAUCUCCAGAGAUUGUAAAGAAAGCACAGAUCAGACCUGUGUCUCUGCUGCAGCGCUGUGUGUUCAUCAGUGUGUGUUUGACGUCCUCAGGCUGCUGUGCAGUGGGAGUCUGAGGAAGAUCCUGGCGGGUCAUAACCAGCUGAAGCGUCUGCCGGAGCGUGUGGAGCGUCCAGCGGUGGAGGUGCUAGACCUGCAGCACAAUCAGCUCACAGAGCUUCCCUGCAACCUCUUCCUCAAAUCAGAGAGUUUGCGGUGUCUGAACGCGUCAGCUAAUAAGCUGGAGAAUCUGCCGCCGUCCAGCCUUUCAGAGGAGAGCAGCAGCGUCCUGCAGGAGCUGUACCUGAGCAACAACCACCUGACCGACAGGUGUGUGCCGCAGCUGACCGGACACACACACCUGAGGAUCCUGCACAUGGCCUACAAUCACCUGCAGACCUUCCCAGCCAGUAAAAUGGCCAAGCUGGAGGAGCUGGAGGAGCUGGACCUGAGUGGGAACAGGCUGAAGGCGGUGCCCACCACCAUCAUGAACUGCAGACGCAUGCACACACUAGCAGCUCACUCCAACUGCAUCGAGGUGUUCCCCGAAGUCCUGCAGCUCACUGAGAUGAAGUGCGUGGAUCUGAGCUGUAACGAGCUGCGUGAGAUCACUUUACCUGACAGUCUACCUCAUAAACUCCAAGAGCUGGAUCUGACGGGAAACCUGCGUCUGAAUCUGGACCACAAGACCCUCGAGCAGCUCAAUAACAUCCGCUGUUUCCGGAUCGACCCGCCCCCUUCCUCGUUCUCAGCCAAUGAGGCGGCAGGAGGGCCGGCUGUCUGGAGUCACGGCUACACCGAAGCCUCGGGCAUCAAAAACAAACUGUGUGUGGCGGCGCUGUCGGUGAACAGCUUCUGCGGCAGCAGAGAGGCUCUGUACGGUGUGUUUGACGGAGACAGGAACGUGGAGGUGCCGUAUUUACUGCAGUGCACCAUGAACGACAUACUGGCCGAGGAGCUGCAGAGGACCAAGAGCGAGGAAGACUACAUGACCAACACCUUCCUCGUCAUGCAGAGGAAGUUGGGCACAGCAGGGCAGAAGCUGGGCGGUUCUGCGGCGCUCUGUCACAUCCGGCACGACCCCACUGACCCCGCCGGCUGCUUCACCCUCACCGCUGCUAACGUGGGCAAGUGUCAGGCGGUGCUGUGCCGCGACGGCAAGGCGCUUCCGCUGUCACUGCUGCACAACAUCAGCAUCAGAGAGGAACACAACCGCGUGCAGCAGCAUAAAGCCAUCAUCACUGAGGACAACAAAGUGAACGGCGUAACAGACUCCACACGCAUCAUGGGCUAUUCGUUCCUCUACCCAGCAGUCUUACCGUGUCCGUACGUCACCACGCUCCCGCUGACCCCCAGAGACGAGUUCUUCAUCCUGGGCAGCAGAGGUCUGUUUGAAGUCUUGGACCCCAGCGAGGCGGUGGAAGCCGUACGGAAGGUUCCCGACGCGCUGGCGGCCGCUAAGAAGCUGUGCACGCUUGCACAAUCAUAUGGCUGCACCGAUAGCCUCAGCGCCGUGGUGGUGCAGCUCAAUGUGGCUGAAGACUGUUGUUGUUGCUGCUGCGCGGCGUCCGCUGAGCCUGGCUCCGGAAGCAUGCAUGCACCGCCGCAGCCCCCGCCGAGCCCCAGCCUGUACCCGGCCUCCUGCAGCGAGAUCAGCUCUGAGGUCAGUGCUUCCGAGAUGAGCUCCGAAGUGGGAUCCACCGCGUCCUCAGACGAGCCGCAGCUCCUGCUGCAGGAGGCGCAGCUCCACCUUCAUCUGCCGCAGCUGCAGCUGAACCCGCGCCUCCCCUGCUGCUCGCUCCACCUUGCUCCCAACUCCGGAAGCUCCUUCCAGAGGCAGCUUUCCAGCGCCACCUUCUCCAGCGCGCUCUCAGACAACGGCUUGGACAGCGAGGACGAGGAGCCCAUCGCCGGCGUCUUCUCCAACGGCAGUCGGGUGGAAGUGGAAGCCGAUGUCCACUGUCUGCUGCCUCCACCUCCUCCACCCUGCACCCCGGAGAAGCUUCCGGAGGAGGCCGGGAAUCUCGCGGGAGCUGACACUUGGAGCAAGACCUUGGGGAAGCGAAGGGGAAACGGCUCGGUGGCGCCGCAGGAGCAGAGCCACAACCUGAUUGAGGUGGCGGCUGAAGCACCUUCAAAGAAACCUGGGGGUUACUUCACGGCGUCGGCUCAGCCUGACCCCGACGACCAAUUCAUCAUCCCUCCGGAGCUGGAGGAGGAGGUGAAGGAGAUCAUGAAACAACAUCAGCAGGACAAGAGCGAGCGACCUGCGGACUGCUACGACACGCCGCUCUGAAGCAGGCGCUGCAUUCUGUCGUCAUCUACUCAGCCUGAUCUUGUCCAUAGCUCUUCAACGUAGGGCUGGGCGAUGCAGCAAAAAGAUAAAUCUUGAUAGCAAUGUCGAUUUUAACUAGUCAACUUAAAAACAUAACUACAGGAUUCAAGUAACAUUCACUUUCUUACAAACUUGCAAAACCAUGCAUUUAAAGAAAGCUCUUUUUCAAGUGUACCACACGUUUUAGAAGUCAACUCAAAAAGUCAAGGCGAUUCAAAUCAAAAUGACUCAAAGUAUAACAGCAUUAGCAUGCGAUUAUAGCUUUCAGUCUGUCAGCAACGUGCAAAAAUCAAAUAUCAGACAUACAGCAGUAGUUCUGCACAGGUUUCUGCUUUUCCAGUGUUUUUAUAUGUAAACCUGUGCUUUGACCAUUGCGCUCGCGUCUUUUGCAGCAUUACGCACAUGAAAUGGCAUUCUAAGAAUGUGGUGCUCGAGUUAAAAGCAGCUCAACUCGCGUCUCUUAACCUUGUGUUUUUCCUGUUCCACUGCAGCGCCUCGUGUUUUCAGCGCAGAAACAAAUUCUGUGUGAAUAUUUGCAAUGUGUUACACUCCUUCAAAGAGCACGUCACGCGCUUUAUCAGCUGUUAGCACUGGCGGAUUGUCAGCGUGUCUAAUUGUAACAUUUGCUAAUAUUUUUAUUCAAACCUGGCAAAACAUUACUUUCAAAUGAAUCGAUGAAACCGAAAAAUCGCCCAACCCUACGUGCAGACUCUCACCCCAAACUAAAGCGUUUCUUGCACUAAUAAUGCACUUGCUGCAAUGUGAGCCUGAGUAAAUGAAGACUGAAUGAAGUCAACAGAGCGGAGCAUCUUCUGCUCGCAGCUUCACUGCAGUCAACUAAUAUGAAGACCUGCGACGCCAACAAGAUCUCAACCGAUCCCUUUAAGAGAAGGCGAGCGUGACCCGUGCCUCACCUGUUUAAGUGUUUCACUACUGAUCACUGACUGUUUCACUUUUAUUUACCUUAAACACGAUACCUAUAUAAUUCAACACUAGUCUUGGGAUGUUAACUGUCAUUACCAACGACAAGACUCUGGAUAUUUUGAUUUCGUACUUUAGUUACCAUAUGUUUUUAUGCGAGAGAAGCUACAACAGACUUAAAAACAGGAGAUUGUGUUGUACGGUACACAGUAGUAAAACCAUGCUUAACUGUUGUAGAUAGGGCACUUAAAGUAAUACUGUAUCUCUUCAGUAAAUCAAGGCUUCGUGCCUGUAUAAAAACUAGAAAUUUAGUGGAAAUUUGAAAGACUAACUCCUAGGAGUUGCUUACUCUUUUAUGGUGACUUCGUCACGUUUUACUAAUCUUCUCUGCGAGAAAUGGUGAUUUUUUCAUUUCCUCUUUCCAAUGAUUGUACAUAAGAAAAAUAUUGUAUACCAAUGCUUUUUAAGAGAACUGUGUGUCUAGAAUGAGAUGACCCUUUAUGCAUACAUGCCAAUAGAUGUAUAUGUACCAGAAGCAUAUACACACACACACACCACCUGUAAAUGAACUGUGCUGUUGUCACUCACUGAUCAAUGAGCCAUACACACACACACACACACUCACACACACACACACGCACACACUCACAGACACACUCACACACAC